Molecule: messenger RNA, 941 nt
Organism: Tripterygium wilfordii
Lineage: Eukaryota; Viridiplantae; Streptophyta; Magnoliopsida; Celastrales; Celastraceae
Product: 60S ribosomal protein L17-2-like
Exons: 7
Coding region: 118-666 (182 amino acids)
Biological process (GO): cytoplasmic translation
Cellular component (GO): ribosome; cytosolic large ribosomal subunit
Molecular function (GO): structural constituent of ribosome
Source: RefSeq, a predicted model, not a curated record
AUUAGAAAAGAAAACACUGCUAGGGUUUAUUUUAUACAAUUCUGCUGCAGACCAGUGGAACUCUCUUGCUGCUCUUAUUCUUUGGCUGGGAGGCGAAAAUUUGCGGAGGCGGCAGUCAUGGUGAAGUAUUCGAGAGAGCCAAGCAACCCUACCAAGUCCUGCAAAGCCAGGGGCAGUGAUCUUCGGGUUCAUUUUAAGAAUACUAGGGAGACUGCCUUUGCUAUUAGGAAGUUGGCUUUGGUCAAGGCUAAAAGGUACUUGGAGGAUGUGAUUGCCCAUAAGCAAGCUAUUCCAUUUAGGCGUUUCUGUCGCGGUGUGGGACGAACUGCCCAGGCUAAGAACCGUCACUCUAAUGGACAAGGUCGCUGGCCUAUGAAGUCUGCAACGUUUAUUCUUGAUUUGCUUAAGAACGCUGAGAGCAAUGCUGAGGUGAAAGGUUUGGAUGUGGAUGCUCUUUAUGUUUCUCACAUCCAAGUAAAUCAAGCACAGAAGCAAAGGCGACGGACAUACAGAGCACAUGGGAGGAUCAACCCAUACAUGUCUUCCCCUUGCCACAUUGAAUUAAUUCUGUCGGAGAAGGAAGAACCUGUUCAGAAAGAGCCUGAGACUCAGUUGGCUCCAAGGAAGGCUAAAGGUCAAGCUCUCCGGAGUGGUGCAUCCUCUUAAUGCCGAGUUCUAGACUGAUUCAAGAGUAGUAGUCCACUCCUUCAGAAAUUUCCAGGUUUUCUGCUUUGUUAGAAUACUAUAAACUUGAGUUUUCUUCAUGGGAUGCUCAUGGAUUUUGGUUGUUGUGCUAUAUAACUAAUAAUUUAGAUUCGUAAUGCUCUGUUAAACUUGGGAAGCUUGUUAAUGCGAUGAUGAGUUUAGAUUAUGCCCCUGCCUAGACUGUGGUAGUGGUAGGACAGCAUGGUGACUAUCGGACAAUUAUGGUUCUUGCUUUU